AUGGGCUCCUCAACGCCCGAUCCCUCGGAGAAGAAUGAGGUGCACGUCGAGCGCGUCCCGGACGCCACCGCCGACAAGGCGCCCGUGGCAGCAGUGGGGUUGCCUGCCGAGUUUGCGCACUUAGACGAGAAGAAGAUUCUGCGCAAGAUGGACAUGCGGCUGGUUCCCGUCUUGGCGCUUCUCUACCUGCUGUCCUUCCUCGACCGCGGCAAUAUUGGCAACGCUAACAUCGAGGGCCUCUCCGACGACCUCGGCCUCACCCCGGACCAGUACAACUGGUGCCUCACCGUCUUCUUCUUCACCUACGCCGCCUUCGAGGUCCCCAGCAACCUCAUGCUCAAGCGCCUGCGCCCCAGCCGCUGGCUACCCACCAUCAUGGUCGCCUGGGGCGUCGUGAUGACCCUUAUGGGUAUCGUCCGUAGCUACCGCGGCCUCCUAGCCACCCGCAUCUUUCUCGGCGUUGCUGAGGCCGGCUUGUUCCCCGGCGUGGCCUACUACCUCACCAUGUGGUACUGCCGCCACGAGAUCCAGCUCCGCCAGGCCAUGUUCUUCUCCGCCGCCUCCGUCGCCGGCGCCUUCAGCGGCCUGCUCGCGUUCGCCAUCAGCAAGAUGCAUGGCGUCGGGGGCCUCGAGGGCUGGCGCUGGAUCUUCAUCCUCGAGGGGCUCGUCACUGUCCUCGUCGCCGUACUGUCGUACUUUUUGCUCUACGACUUUCCAGAGACCGCGGGCUUCCUGACCGAGGAGGAGCGCGCUUUUGUCGUGUACCGGCUCCGUUACCAGGGCCAAGUGGCCACUGAAGCCAGCGACUCGGCAGGCGCGAGAGUCGCGCAGUCGGAGGAGUUUCAGUGGAAGUACGUGUGGCAGGCCUUCACCGACUGGCAGAUUUACGUCAACAUCUUCGUGUAUUGGGGUGUUGUGUGCCCGUUGUACGGUAUUAGCCUGUUCUUACCAACCAUCAUCAAGGACCUCAACUACACCAACAGCACCGCCCAGCUCAUGACUGUCCCAAUCUAUAUUACCGCAUCCAUCCUCGCCGUGUUCGGGGCGUUCCUCUCCGACAGAGCUGGUGUGCGAAGCCCCUUUAUCAUCUCGCUGCUCUGCGUCAUGGCCGCCGGCUUUGGCAUGUGCAUCGGGUCGGAUAACCCAAAAGUCGUCUACGGCGGCGUCUUCGUCGCGGCGUGCUGCAUCUAUCCGGCCUUUCCCGGCGUCAUCGCCUGGCUCUCCAACAACCUCGCCGGCAGCUACAAGCGGGGCGUCGGCAUGGCCCUUCAAAUCGGCAUCGGCAACCUCGGCGGCGCCAUGGCGUCCAACUUUUACCGCAAAAAGGACAAGCCCCGGUUCAUCCUGGGCCACGCGCUCGAGCUCGGCUUCAUCGGCGUCGGCACCGUCGCCGCCGUCCUGCUCGUGCUGUCGUACCGCCGCAUCAACCACGCGCGCGACAGGCGGAUACGCGACGGUGCCGACCGCCUCCUCACGGUGGAGGAGUUGGCCGCCCAGGGAGACAGGGCGGUCACAUUCCGGCCCGAUCCUCGGGCUUACCUCCCACCCCUCCCAUCACCGGCGAUCCGCGUGGUCACCCUCCCACUCCCUGUCAUCCACCAGAUACCGGCGCCCGCCGCUCGUAACGUUCAAUCUCGUCCGCCCAGUCGCGCAUGUACCGUGCGUAACCGCCUCACCAUGUUCCCGGACCCGUCAAGCAAGGCCAAGAGCAUCAGCCCGUGUGCCACCAUCCCUGAUUCGCCCUCGUCCAUCACCUCGAACAGCUCCGCCAUCUCCUCCUCGGCCGUGGGACAGAGGCGCCGGAAACGGCCGUGCAUGUCCGCGUCCGCGACGGCCCGUAGGGCCUCGACGCUUUCUCUGUGGGCCGUGCGCAGCAUGCGCAGGAUCUAG
Cordyceps fumosorosea ARSEF 2679 is the source of this 1890-nucleotide messenger RNA. RefSeq names its product MFS nicotinic acid transporter Tna1. The record is from RefSeq and is a predicted model, not a curated record. Gene Ontology annotation, biological process: transmembrane transport. Gene Ontology annotation, cellular component: membrane. Bases 1 to 1890 code for a protein of 629 amino acids. The transcript has 8 exons. NCBI's taxonomy places the organism in Eukaryota, Fungi, Ascomycota, Sordariomycetes, Hypocreales, Cordycipitaceae. Gene Ontology annotation, molecular function: transmembrane transporter activity.